GUGGUUUCAUGGGGGGAGGGGGAAGAGCGAGAGGAGACCGGAGGGACGGGGGCGGGGACUCUGCAAGAAAAACCUUCCCGGUGCAAUCGUGAUCUGGGAGGCCCACGUAUGGCGCCUCUCCAAAGGCUGCAGAAGUUUCUUGCUAACAAAAAGUCCGCACAUUCGAGCAAAGCCAGGCUUUAGCGAGUUAUUAAGAACUUAGGGGCUCUCUUGUCCCCCACAGGGCCCGACCGCACACAGCAAAGCGAUGGCCCAGCUCUAAGUUGGUAGCACUGAGAACUAGCAGCGCGCGCGGAGCCCGCGGAGACUUGAAUCAAUCUGGUCUAACGGUUUCCCCUAAACCGCUAGGAGCCCUCAAUCGGCGGGACAGCAGGGCGCGGUGAGUCACCGCCGGUGACUAAGCGACCCCACCCUUCUCCCUCGGGCUUUCCUCUGCCACCGCCGUCUCGCAACUCCCGCCGUCCGAAGCUGGACUGAGCCCGUUAGGUCCCUCGACAGAACCUCCCCUCCCCCCAACGUCUCCCCGCCAAGGCAAGUCGAUGGACAGAGGCGCGGGCCGGAGCAGCCCCCCUUUCCAAGCGGGCGGUGCGCGAGGCUGCGGCGAGGCCCGUGCCCUGCGUUCCUGCGCUGUGCGCGCCCCCACCCCGCGUUCCAAUCUCAGGCGCUCUUUGUUUCUUUCUCCGCGACUUCAGAUCUGAGGGAUUCCUUACUCUUUCCUCUUCCCGCUCCUUUGCCCGCGGGUCUCCCCACCUGACCGCAGCCCCGAGGCCGCUGCGCGCCUCCUCCCACGCCCCUUUGGCGUGGUGCCACUGGACCCCUCUAGUUCAGUCCCGGGCGGAUCCCCCCCUCACCGCGCGACCCCGCCUUUUUCAGCACCCCAGGGUGAGCCCAGCUCAGACUAUCAUCCGGAAAGCCCCCAAAAGUCCCAGGCCAGCGCUGAAGUAAUGGGACCAUGCCCAGUCCCAGGCCCCGGAGCAGGAAGGCUCGAGGGCGCCCCCACCCCAACCGCCCACCCUCCCCGCUUCUCGCUAGGUCCCUAUUGGCUGGCGCGCUCCGCGGCUGGGAUGGCAGUGGGAGGGGACCCUCUUUACUAACGGGGUUAUAAAAACAGCGCCCUCGGCGGGGUCCAGUCCUCUGCCAUUCUCGCUCCGAGGUCCCCGCGUCAAAGACGCAGCCGCGCUCCCACCACCCACACCCACCGCGCCCUCGUUCGCCUCUUCUCCGGGAGCCAGUCCGCGCCACCGCCGCCGCCCAGCCCAUCGCCACCCUCCGCAGCCAUGUCCACCAGGUCCGUGUCCUCGUCCUCCUACCGCAGGAUGUUCGGCGGCCCGGGCACUGCGAGCCGGCCGAGCUCCAGCCGGAGCUACGUGACUACGUCCACCCGCACCUACAGCCUGGGCAGCGCGCUGCGCCCCAGCACCAGCCGCAGCCUCUACGCCUCGUCCCCGGGCGGCGUGUAUGCCACGCGCUCCUCUGCCGUGCGCCUGCGGAGCAGCGUGCCCGGGGUGCGGCUCCUGCAGGACUCGGUGGACUUCUCGCUGGCCGACGCCAUCAACACCGAGUUCAAGAACACCCGCACCAACGAGAAGGUGGAGCUGCAGGAGCUGAAUGACCGCUUCGCCAACUACAUCGACAAGGUGCGCUUCCUGGAGCAGCAGAAUAAGAUCCUGCUGGCCGAGCUCGAGCAGCUCAAGGGCCAGGGCAAGUCGCGCCUGGGGGACCUCUACGAGGAAGAGAUGCGAGAGCUGCGCCGGCAGGUGGACCAGCUAACCAACGACAAAGCCCGCGUCGAGGUGGAGCGCGACAACCUGGCCGAGGACAUCAUGCGCCUCCGGGAGAAAUUGCAGGAGGAGAUGCUUCAGAGAGAGGAAGCCGAGAACACCCUGCAAUCUUUCAGACAGGAUGUUGACAAUGCGUCUCUGGCACGUCUUGACCUUGAACGCAAAGUGGAAUCUUUGCAAGAAGAGAUUGCCUUUUUGAAGAAACUCCACGAAGAGGAAAUCCAGGAGCUGCAGGCUCAGAUUCAGGAACAGCAUGUCCAAAUCGAUGUGGAUGUUUCCAAGCCUGACCUCACGGCUGCCCUGCGUGACGUACGUCAGCAAUAUGAAAGUGUGGCUGCCAAGAACCUGCAGGAGGCAGAAGAAUGGUACAAAUCCAAGUUUGCUGACCUCUCUGAGGCUGCCAACCGGAACAAUGAUGCCCUGCGCCAGGCAAAGCAGGAGUCCACUGAGUACCGGAGACAGGUGCAGUCCCUCACCUGUGAAGUGGAUGCCCUUAAAGGAACCAAUGAGUCCCUGGAACGCCAGAUGCGUGAAAUGGAAGAGAACUUUGCCGUUGAAGCUGCUAACUACCAAGACACUAUUGGCCGCCUGCAGGAUGAGAUUCAGAAUAUGAAGGAGGAAAUGGCUCGUCACCUUCGUGAAUAUCAAGACCUGCUCAAUGUUAAGAUGGCCCUUGACAUUGAGAUUGCCACCUACAGGAAGCUGCUGGAAGGCGAGGAGAGCAGGAUUUCUCUGCCUCUUCCAAACUUUUCCUCCCUGAACCUGAGGGAAACUAAUCUGGAUUCACUCCCUCUGGUUGACACCCACUCAAAAAGGACACUUCUGAUUAAGACGGUUGAAACUAGAGAUGGACAGGUUAUCAACGAAACUUCUCAGCAUCACGAUGACCUUGAAUAAAAAUUGCACACACUCAGUGCAGCAAUAUAUUACCAGCAAGAAUAAAAAAGAAAUCCAUAUCUUAAAGAAACAGCUUUCAAGUGCCUUUCUGCAGUUUUUCAGGAGCGCAAGAUAGAUUUGGAAUAGGAAUAAGCUCUAGUUCUUAACAACCGACACUCCUACAAGAUUUAGAAAAAAGUUUACAACAUAAUCUAGUUUACAGAAAAAUCUUGUGCUAGAAUAAUUUUUAAAAGGUAUUUUGAAUACCAUUAAAACUGCUUUUUUUUUUUCCAGCAAGUAUCCAACCAACUUGUUUCUGCUUCAAUAAAUCUUUGGAAAAACUC
This is a messenger RNA of Gorilla gorilla gorilla (western lowland gorilla), 3001 nucleotides long. RefSeq names its product vimentin (gene VIM). The record is from RefSeq and is a predicted model, not a curated record. Gene Ontology annotation, biological process: intermediate filament organization. The transcript is spliced from 9 exons. Gene Ontology annotation, cellular component: axon; cytoplasm; intermediate filament. The coding region runs from base 1278 to 2678 and encodes 466 amino acids. NCBI's taxonomy places the organism in Eukaryota, Metazoa, Chordata, Mammalia, Primates, Hominidae. Gene Ontology annotation, molecular function: structural constituent of cytoskeleton.